Manis pentadactyla (Chinese pangolin) is the source of this 3634-nucleotide messenger RNA. RefSeq names its product engulfment and cell motility 2 (gene ELMO2). Bases 133 to 2295 code for a protein of 720 amino acids. The transcript is spliced from 21 exons. Gene Ontology annotation, biological process: actin filament organization; cell motility. NCBI's taxonomy places the organism in Eukaryota, Metazoa, Chordata, Mammalia, Pholidota, Manidae. The record is from RefSeq and is a predicted model, not a curated record.
CGGGAAGGUGGGGCGAGCGGAGGCUGGCGGAACCGCGGCACCGAGACCCGGGCGCGGGAGCUGGGCCUAGAUUCGCGCGCUGGCAGCUGUGUCUGUGUGUGCGUCUCGGAGAAGUAGGGCCCCCUGGGAACGAUGCCACCACCAUCAGACAUUGUCAAAGUGGCCAUCGAGUGGCCAGGUGCUAAUGCUCAGCUCCUUGAAAUUGACCAGAAACGGCCCCUGGCAUCCAUCAUCAAGGAAGUUUGUGACGGGUGGUCGUUGCCAAACCCGGAGUAUUACACCCUCCGCUACGCCGACGGCCCCCAGCUCUACAUCACGGAGCAGACUCGCAGUGACAUUAAGAAUGGAACAAUCCUACAGCUGGCUAUCUCCCCGUCCCGGGCUGCACGCCAGCUGAUGGAGAGGACCCAGUCGUCCAACAUGGAGACCCGGCUGGAUGCCAUGAAGGAACUGGCCAAGCUGUCUGCUGACGUGACCUUCGCCACCGAGUUCAUCAACAUGGAUGGCAUCAUCGUGCUGACACGGCUCGUGGAAAGUGGUACCAAGCUCUUGUCCCACUACAGUGAGAUGCUGGCAUUCACCCUGACUGCCUUCUUAGAGCUCAUGGACCAUGGGAUUGUCUCCUGGGACAUGGUUUCCAGCACCUUCAUUAAGCAGAUUGCAGGGUACGUGAGCCAGCCCAUGGUGGAUGUGUCAAUCCUUCAGAGGUCCCUGGCCAUCCUGGAGAGCAUGGUCUUGAACAGCCAGAGUCUGUACCAGAAGAUAGCUGAGGAGAUCACCGUGGGACAGCUCAUCUCUCACCUCCAGGUCUCCAACCAGGAGAUUCAGACCUACGCCAUUGCACUGAUUAAUGCACUUUUUCUGAAGGCUCCUGAGGACAAGCGACAGGAUAUGGCCAAUGCAUUUGCACAGAAGCACCUUCGGUCCAUAAUCCUGAAUCACGUGAUUCGAGGGAACCGCCCAAUCAAAACUGAGAUGGCCCAUCAGCUGUAUGUCCUGCAAGUCCUGACCUUUAACCUCCUGGAAGAAAGGAUGAUGACCAAGAUGGAUCCCAGUGACCAGGCUCAAAGAGACAUUAUAUUUGAACUGAGGAGGAUUGCAUUUGAUGCCGAGUCUGACCCCAGCACUGUCCCUGGAAGUGGGACUGAAAAACGCAAAGCCAUGUACACCAAGGACUACAAAAUGCUGGGAUUUACUAACCAUAUCAACCCAGCAAUGGACUUCACCCAGACUCCUCCUGGAAUGCUGGCCUUGGACAACAUGCUGUACUUGGCUAAAGUCCACCAGGACACCUACAUCCGGAUUGUCUUGGAGAACAGCAGCCGAGAAGACAAACAUGAAUGUCCCUUUGGCCGCAGUGCCAUCGAGCUCACCAAAAUGCUCUGUGAAAUCCUACAGGUUGGGGAACUACCAAACGAAGGACGCAACGACUACCACCCGAUGUUCUUUACCCAUGACCGGGCAUUCGAAGAGCUCUUUGGGAUCUGCAUCCAGCUGUUGAACAAGACCUGGAAGGAGAUGAGGGCAACAGCUGAGGACUUCAACAAGGUUAUGCAGGUAGUCCGAGAGCAGAUCACUCGAGCUUUGCCCUCCAAACCCAACUCUUUGGAUCAGUUCAAGAGCAAACUCCGUAGCCUGAGCUACUCUGAGAUUCUGCGACUGCGCCAGUCUGAGAGGCUGAGUCAGGAUGACUUCCAGUCUCCGCCAAUUGUGGAACUGAGGGAGAAGAUCCAGCCCGAGAUCCUUGAGCUGAUCAAGCAGCAGCGCCUGAACCGGCUCUGCGAGGGCAGCAGUUUCCGGAAGAUCGGGAAUCGCCGAAGGCAAGAACGUUUCUGGUACUGCCGCUUGGCCCUGAACCACAAGGUCCUGCACUAUGGUGACUUGGAUGACAACCCGCAGGGGGAAGUGACAUUCGAAUCCCUGCAGGAGAAAAUUCCUGUUGCAGACAUCAAGGCCAUUGUCACUGGGAAAGACUGUCCCCACAUGAAAGAGAAAAGUGCCCUGAAGCAGAACAAGGAGGUGUUGGAAUUGGCUUUCUCCAUCCUGUAUGACCCUGAUGAGACCUUAAACUUCAUUGCACCUAAUAAGUAUGAGUACUGCAUCUGGAUUGAUGGCCUCAGUGCCCUUCUGGGGAAGGACAUGUCCAGCGAGCUGACAAAGAGUGACCUGGACACCCUGCUGAGCAUGGAGAUGAAGCUGCGGCUUCUGGACCUGGAGAACAUCCAGAUUCCUGAAGCGCCCCCGCCGGUGCCCAAGGAGCCCAGCAGCUAUGACUUUGUCUAUCACUACGGCUGAGCCCCAAGCCAGCGUCGGCGGCACCCGGGAAGGGAUUUUGGGCCCAGGAGAAACACUCACAGUCUGGUGCCUUGUCUUCUGCUUGUACAGAAUCUGUAGUGACCGUGGUGGCCAGUAAAUGCCAGCCAUUCCUCAAACCCACCUUGGGCCACCCGGAGCUUCCUCUUGGUCCCUGGCCACGCUGAGUCAUGAAGGCAGGGUGCUCCUGGGAUCAGGUCAUGAGGAAUGAACAGCAGACGCCCUUGCCCUCCAGGCCAAGGAACUGCUUCUUGAGCUGGAGUUAACAACAGCCACUCACCUUUUCUCCCUGAGCCCGCUCUCCAGAUGGCUGGGCCUCCGUGGGGGCAAGAGCCGGCCUAGGAAAGGCUGCCUGCUGAGGACAGACGUGCCGGGCCUGAUGAGUCUUGGAGGGACGGACUCUGGGUGACCUGUGCCCGUGUCUCAGAUCCAAGUGGAGGCCUUGGCCUUUCCCGAGGAGACGCCUGCCCUUGCCCUUGCCGCCGCGAGGGCUCGCUCCGGCCUCAGACAGCGCCCACAUGCUGCUGCUGCUGCUGCACAGGGCUAGCUCCGACACCUCUGGUCUCUGGAGCCACCAGGUCCCUCUUGCCCCUUCGGUUGUCUGGGCAGAUGGAAAUUUCUCCCUGCAACCUCUCUCAGCUUCUCAUCCUGGCGAGUCAAAGGCAUUUGACUUAAGAGGGCUAAGCCCCACCCUCUGUCUCAAGGAACUCUGCAGGGAGAGCGCAGAUGAGGCGUGGGCCUAGGCUGUGGUGAGCUCACGAGAUUCUACUCCCCUCUCCCCCCACAUUUAUCUCUUUCCUCCCUUGGGGGGAAAUCUCCCACCGAACCUGAAUUGCAUCCCCUCCAGUGUGCUCCCCUCUGGCCUUCCAGACCUCAGGAAGUCGGCCUUCCCAUCCUCCCUCUCCCAGCGCUGUGGUUUCUGCCAUUGGCCAUGAUUUCAGGGAGCUGGUUGAGGCCAGCUGAGGCCACAUCCAUGCCAAUGGGGCUUCCCUGGUGCUGUAGCACUUGUAAACCACAUGCACAGCCUCUCUUCAUGGACAAGUGAACACAGGUGGCAUUCAGUGUUGGUAACCUGGCAUUGUAGGUACUACCCAAUCAAGAGUGUACUAUAUAUUUUCUUUACUGUAGGCCAUACUUAUACACACAUGUAUAUAUAUUUAUAUUAGAUCUACCGAUCCUAGGAUGGAAUGUUUGAGGGAAAAUUAAAUUAGAGGCCAGAAAAAAGUAACACUUCAGUUGUGAACCAAGAUUGUAACCUGAGAGCAGCCAGGAGUUUCCUGUCAGUAACCAUGUUUUCAAUAAAUACUCUUUCACGUACAAA